CUCUCUCUCUCUCUCUUUUUCUCGUCCGAUAGUUUUUCUUUUUCGUUUCUUUAACGGCAUCAAUGAACUAGAUGCACAAACUAAAUAUAGCUCUCUUAGCACAUCGUUUUUCACUUAAGGCUGAAGAGAAAGGCGCGCAUGUUCUGUACACUAGCCUGGGCAAGACCAGCGCGUCGAGAUAAGUUUGCAUGCAACACCAUCGGCGAUACCUGAUCGAGAUAGUGUUUUAUAUCACCGACGUGUUUCCGAUUGUUCCUUCGGAAGGAAGGCAGAGCAAAGAGCCAAGGAAUAUCGUUAAUGCAUCGUGGUGCUAAGUAGUUGGAACAAUUAUUCGCGAUACAUUCACAGACCCAAGUCGAGCCGAGUGGGAAGUGCAUCGAACCGCAAUGCAAUUUGAUGCAACGCGACGAUGAGUCAGCGACCGAGUCGCGACGCGCCAUAUAUCUGCGGAAGAAACGCGGCGUGAAAUGCCGAGACGCGUAAUAAAGUGAUAAAAGAAACGUCAAAGUCUCAUAAAAUUAAUAAUAACCGCUUGUCGUCGCGUGAUGGUACGCGGCAAAUACGAUGCAUCAACAAUUUAUCCAUAAUUAAUUAGCUUUGUGAUAUCCGAAUGUUUCUGAAAUUGAAAGUAAAACGUAUUUUAUGCCAUUGAGUAUUAUAUUUUUCUUUUACAAAUUUGUAAUAAAAUCACAAGCGAUAUAUUAUUCUAAUAAUAGUUAAUGACGCAGUUAGUGACGUCGUCGUUAUAUUGUUUAUUACGUGCUCACCCUUUGAGAAGCGCGCGGCGACAGAUCUCUAUGAAUAAUGCAUCCAUUAAAUAUCAUCGGACACGCGAGAGGGUUCAUAAUCGACGAGACACCCUACGAAGGAAGCAGUGGCGAUUAAGACAUGGAUAGCAAUAGUCCACCGUUAGCAUCCACCAAGAAGAGGAUUAGUCCUCCGAUCAGCUGGGGCCUCGGCCUUGCCAAUAAAACAGUCAAAGUGAUCUUACUGGGUCAACCGGGUGUUGGCAAGUCGGCUUUAGCCGUGCGGUUCGCCACGAAACGCUUCAUAGGCGAGUACGAUUGCACCACGGAUAGAAUCUAUCGGGUCGAUAAUCAUCUGGGAUCCUCGUGGGAGAUAGCAGAUCCUCCAGGAUCUCCGCCCACUUCUGCUGAGCCGAAAUUGCGAUGGGCCGACGCGAUAGUUCUCGUUUAUUCGGUGACGGACCGCGUCAGCUUCGAUGAGACUUCUCAUCUGAGGUUUUUGGUGUCGCAUGCGAGAAAAGGCAGAAAGGUGCCACCGGUUGUGCUGCUUGUGGGAAACAAGGCCGAUCUCUCCUGUUCGCCGGGUGAGCGUAUGGUAUCUGCCCUGGAAGGCCAGAAAAGGGCAAAAGAAAUCGAGGCUCACGCUUUCCACGAGAUUUCCGUAAGGGAAUCAGUUGACCAGGUCACGGCCGUAUUUAUGAAUAUACUAAAAUUGUUGAGCGAACUGCCAGGACAGCAGCCAGCAACUUUUAGACUGAGGGCUUCCACAGAUGGGACUAUAAACACUCGCCGCCGUGAGAAAGAGUCACCCCCUCCAUCGAGAAGAAGGUUUAGCAUUUCCGCUCGCGGAAAUCUAUUAUAAGCGUUAGACUUAUAUUUUAAAAUUCAGUAUUUUUUUUAUCAAACACACAAGACAUUGUAUAAGAAAAAUUGUAUUUUAACUGUUUUAAUAAAUCUAUAUUUGUAAAAAAAAAC
Formica exsecta is the source of this 1721-nucleotide messenger RNA. RefSeq names its product ras-related and estrogen-regulated growth inhibitor. NCBI's taxonomy places the organism in Eukaryota, Metazoa, Arthropoda, Insecta, Hymenoptera, Formicidae. Gene Ontology annotation, molecular function: GTPase activity; GTP binding. Bases 889 to 1608 code for a protein of 239 amino acids. The transcript is spliced from 4 exons. The record is from RefSeq and is a predicted model, not a curated record.